Molecule: messenger RNA, 2376 nt
Organism: Theileria equi strain WA
Lineage: Eukaryota; Apicomplexa; Aconoidasida; Piroplasmida; Theileriidae
Exons: 1
Coding region: 1-2376 (791 amino acids)
Biological process (GO): chromatin organization; inositol phosphate biosynthetic process
Cellular component (GO): histone deacetylase complex
Molecular function (GO): kinase activity; histone deacetylase activity
Source: RefSeq, a predicted model, not a curated record
AUGAUGAAAGAAGAGAUGUCCAUUAAGAAGCUCAUAGGUAUUAGUUAUGAUGAGGAGCAUAUGGCAUCUGAUCUUCAUCACGAUCCAUCAAAUACUCAUCAAGAGCGUCCGUUCCGUAUUCGGUCGAUUUUAAAUAGAUUAAAAUGCAGUACUAUAGAUAAUAAUAUCGGUUUAAAUCAUAAACUAUGGGAUUAUAUGGAAUAUAUACCCAGUAAAUUAGUGUCUAAGGAGAUUCUUCUUUUGUGUCAUACAGAAUCGUAUUUAGACGUGGUUAAACAUUGGACAGACCACUUUAAGGAGCUAUACAAGACUAAAAGAGGAGGAAGAGGUGUAAAAAAUCCACCUUGUCUCUAUCCUCUUGAUGAAGAUACGUAUAUGACACCAGACAGCGGGAAGGUUGCUAAUUUAGCAGUUGGUUCUGUUAUAUCCAUCUGUGACGAGCUGAUUAAAGGGUACAAGGAUGGGAAAGUAUCAAAUUCAUCUUCUAUAAGAAAGGGGUUUGCUAUAGUUCGCCCACCUGGUCACCAUGCUACUUCCAAUAGAAUGAUGGGUUUUUGUAUUUAUAACAAUAUAGCUAUAGCUGCAAUGUAUUUGAGAAAGCAACAUGAAUUGAAGAGAAUAGCGAUAAUUGAUUGGGACGUACAUCAGGGUAAUGGAACUCAAGAAAUAUUUUAUGGAGAUCCGAAUGUUUUGUUCGUAUCUAUACACAGAUAUGGAACCGGUGACGAUAAGUUUUACCCAUAUAUCGGUUCUAUUGAUGAAAUGGGCGAAGGUCCAGGUUUGAAAUAUAAUGUAAACAUACCACUGGAGCGUGAGUUUGAAGAUGCUGAUUUAAUGUAUGCAUUUUCUUCAGUUGUAAUACCUCUUUUAGAUAAAUUUAAACCAGAGUUUAUCUUGGUAUCAUCAGGCUUUGAUGCUGCAAAGGGUGAUCUUUUAGGUGGUUGUAAUCUUAGUCCAAAAGGUUAUGCAUGGGCAACAACUAAACUUUGCACAAUAGCGGAUAAAUAUUCAGAAGGUAGGCUUUUAUUGGUAUUGGAAGGUGGUUAUGAACCUGUGAUGUUAUCCAAGUGCGUUGAAGCUGUCACAGAGGCACUCUUAAUCCACGAAUUAAAUAUGGGAAGAACGGCAGACAUUAAGGAACAAAAAGAUUCAGAUUUAGCAAAGCCUAGUACAAUAAACAUAUGUUCAGCUUUACAAAAAUUGUUAGAAAUCAAUGAUAUAAUACCAGAAUUUAAAUCUCUAAGGUUAUUAAAUGGAAAUUUUGGAGGUGAUGUUGUUUCGCCAAGAUCGCUUAAUAUAAAAUGGAAACCAUAUCCACAUAAACUAUCGGAUAACAUAUUUGUUAUAGCAGGCGGUCACCAGAAUCAAUGGAUUCUACCGACUAGCAAGGAUUGUAAUGAAGUUGCGAAAUUGUGUUCAGAACGUGAGUCCGCAUUUUAUGAAUGGCUGUACGUUAUUAAUAGAAAACCACUUACAAUACUGUCUAAAGAAACCGAGAACAUGAGGUUGGAAUUUGCAAAUGGUUUGGAAGACACAUGCUUAAGUGGAUUGCGUUUUAUAGAAGAAGGAAUAGAUCAUGACAAGGAAACAAGGACAGGACACGACAUUUGUGCCGAGCAAAAACCUUUAUAUAGGGACGAUGUUGCAAUUAAAGUCAUAGAUUUCAUAACGGAAUGUUCAGCAAUAUGUAGACCGUCAGUAUUUAAAAAGUGGGAAUUAAGUUGUAAACACACUUCAGCCAUUCGUAUUAGAAACGCGUUGUAUGGUAUGAAGGAACCGUGUGUCAUGGAUUUGAAAAUGGGAUCAAGACUCUAUGGUGAUGAUUGUACUGAUCCUAAACUCAUAAAGAAGAAGGAGAAAAAGGCAAAAAAACGGUCAUGCAAAACUCAUGGAUUUCAUCUUUCGGGUAUGUUUAAAUGGAACAGAACUGAAAGUAACGCACAAUAUUUGCCACAAUCUUGUGCGUAUUCCAUGAGAACCGAUUAUGAGCUGGUGGAGUCCUUCAAGUUGUAUUUUAUGCUGGCUCAAGACAAGGAGAUCAUUACAAGAAUAAUAGACAAAUUAUUAUCAAAGCUGAAUGAUCUCAAGGAUAUCUUUGAGAAGCAAAAGUAUUUGGCCUUUUAUGGUAGCAGUUUGUUGUUUGUGUUUGAUUCAGACAAAAGAGAUCCAGAAAACAUUGUUGAAAGCGCCAACGUUUAUAUUAUAGAUUUAUCUCACGUAUCUCAUAAUGUUGGUGAGAUUGAUUCAGGUUAUCUUUUGGGUGUAACUUCUAUAAUUCGCUUGUUAGAAGCGGUUAAAGAUGAUAUUCGUGAUCGUCUCGGACACACUUCCAGAGAUAGAUUAAAUUGUUGCAGUUUUUGUCUAUAUUUAAUUUAA